Messenger RNA from Octopus sinensis (East Asian common octopus), 2917 nucleotides. Its product is annotated as zinc finger protein 236-like. The transcript is spliced from 4 exons. The coding region runs from base 177 to 1610 and encodes 477 amino acids. NCBI's taxonomy places the organism in Eukaryota, Metazoa, Mollusca, Cephalopoda, Octopoda, Octopodidae. The record is from RefSeq and is a predicted model, not a curated record. Gene Ontology annotation, cellular component: nucleus.
UAUGUCUAAAUUAGAAACAGUUGGCAGAACCAUUAGAACAGUAGAAAGAGAUACAAUGUUAUACUGUCUCUGGUUUUUAACAUUCUGAGUUUGAAUGUUGCCUUGGAAUGUUUUAAUAUUAGAGAUAUCAUGAUAUAGCCUCAGUUGGGUUGUUAAUAAAGGGACUAAGGUUUGUUAUGAUUUAUAAUGCUAACAACAAUUUUUCCGUUUGUCUUCUCAGAGGUUGUGAAAGGUCAGACAUCUCCAAACAUGUUCUCAUACAUGAUGAACCGAAGCACAUCUGUGAGGUCUGUGGAAAAGCAUUCCGACACAUAAAGAACAAAGAGCUACAUGUCAAAAGACAUAAAGGUCAACGAGAUUACAAAUGUGGAGUUUGCGAUUUCUUCGGUUACACGUUCACGGACAUUCGGAAACAUAUUGAGAGGAAGCACUCUGAUCUGAAAACCUUGGAUUGUGAUAAAUGUAGUCAGACUUUCCAUAAUGAAAGUUUACUCAUUGAACAUCAAAAGCAGAAAUGUGAAGUUACCAUGAUUGAGCAGGCAUUAACCAUUGCAACGUCAACAGGGACGACAGAAGCUCGAAUCCAGAUCCCUACAUCCCUGUCGGUUGAUGGCCAGCACAUCACAAUAGGGUCCCAACAGAUACCCAUGGACACUUCACAGCAGGUCAACAUCACUGUGGAACAACUCAACCUCACAGGAAAUUCUGAAGAUGGUGAAAUAACGCUGACUGAAAGCAAUCCUUUGGGUGGCUCCGAAAUUGCUGUUGCAUCUCAGACGGAGCAGUUUGAGGAUAUCAGUGCAGAUCCCAGCUGUGUGCUGACUGAAGGGACAGGGGUUUCAGAAUCGGUGGGAGAAGAAGGGGAAGUAAGUGGGGGGGAGAGACAAGAGGAUGGAGAAGUAGAAGAAGGAGUGCUUGACGUGAAGGAACUUGGGCAGAAUCUCACAGAAAGCCUGAUGAUGACGAAACAUCACAUCGCGGUACCAAUCAGCGAGGCUAUCACAGUUAGCCAGGUGACAUUCGUCAGUGCUGAUGUCAUGACAACAUCAACGACGACACCAACAACAACAACGAUGGUAGCGCCUGUUGUUGAACAGUCAUUGUCGGAAUUGACUGAAGGUGUUGUGGAAGGGUCGGGUCUGGUGUUGGGGAUGGAAGUGAAAGAAGCUCCAGUGGAGUCAACAGAGGCCAUUGUAGCAACCACAACAGAAACGGCAAUAUUAGCAACAGCGGAGGCAGCAAUUGCAACAGACACAGUGGAAUUGACAACAGCAACAACAACAACAUCAACAACAUUGUCAGCUGCAGAAACAGUCAUGGAAACUACUGCCGAAGUAGCAACUACAGCAACAACAACAACAACAGCCGCAACAACAACAGCAGCAGCAACAACAACCACAGAAGUUGAAGCAGUAGCAGCAACUGUAGCAGAAACAUCAGAGUUAGCAACCACAAAUGAAACAGUAGACCAGCAGCAACAACAACAACAACAACAUCAACAACAACAACAACAGGAACAGCAGCCGGAGCAACAAGUUACUGUUACUCUCACUGAGGUUAAUCCCUCAUCUACUGAUGGAGAGCCUGCAGCUAAUAUGGUGAUCAGUUGAGGACAUUAUUCAACACUUAGACUUUCUCUCUCACUUAUCUUGUCAUUUAUCUGUUGUUCAUCACAAACUUCACCUUAGCUCAAUUCUGUGUCUACCCCUUUUACCCAUUUCUGGCUCAUGAGUUAGCCAGCCAGCCAGCCAGACCACUCAAUCAAAUUGACGACAUCACAUUGUUGGGAAUAUUUUGCUAGGCUGUCUCUUAUGCGACAUCUGGCAACAAGAGAGGGCUAUUGAUUCCUGGUAUCAGAUCAGUUUUUGUUGUGCAACAACUGGCAUUAGACUGCUGUCUCUGUUGUCUUGGCACCAGGCUACUUCUUUGUUGUGUAUUAGUUGGCACCAAAGAGUCAUAUAUUUAAUGCCUGGCAUGUUAUCAAUGUUUAUUGUCUUACAGUUGGCAUCAGACUUCUGUCUGUGUUGUCCCGGCCCCUGGUUAUCUGUUAUGUGACAGCUGGUACCAAGAGGUCUUUUAUUUGAUGCCUGGUACUAAAUCAACCUUUAUUGCCUCACAGUUGGCACCAGACUGCUGUAUUCCUGUUAUCUGACGACACCAGACUGCUUGCAUCUUCUGUUGUCUUGGCACCCAUCUUUUGUCUCAUUUGUUGGGUGACAACACCAAGAGGUCUUUUAUCUGAUGCUGGGCACCAGGUUAGUCCUUGAUGUCUGACUAUUGGCACCAGACUGCUGUCUCUGUUGUUUUGACACCAGAUUAUUUUCUCAUCUGUUAGGUGAUAGCUGGUACCAAAUCAGUUUUUGUUGCCUCACAGUUGGCUCCAGACUGAUAUUUCUGUUACCUGACAGCUGAUACCAGACUGCUGUUUGUGUUGUCUUAGCACCAGACUGUUGUCUCAUCUGCUGUGUGACAGUUGGCACCAAGAGGUCUUUUGUCUGAUGCUUGGCACCAAGUCAGUCCUUAUUCUCUGACAGCUGGUAGCAGGCUGUUGUCUUUGUUGUGUGACAACUGAUGAACUGCUGUGCAUUAUAAUAAGCACCACUGGACUUUUGCCUGUAGCCUAUACAAUUGACAUUAGUGUUUUGUUUGUGACCCUAAUAAUGGGUGCCAGUGUUUUGGCUGUGACUCUUAGGGCUAGUACUAGCUGUGUAUUAGCUGUGAUUCUAACAGUUGGUGUUAGCCUAUGUCUAUGACCCAUACAAGUUGUAGUGUUGGCUCUAACAAUUGGCACUAGUCAUCUAUUGCUGAUGCUACAGUUAGUACCAAUCUUCUGUCUGUGAUUCUAACAGCCAGUGUUUGUUUAUUGGAAGCUGCUCUCUAACAAAUUGUAUUAUAAAAUUAAAAUAAUAUAAAAGUA